GUACGGGUUUCGGUACAGAUACGUUAGCAAUUAUUAACGGCGGUGACCAAGUGAACGAGGUGGAUGCGAUUAUUGGCGUGUAAGCUCGGAGCUUCGCAAAGGAUGCCUUUCGAUGCGCGCGAGGCGACAGUUGAAUCCGUCCAUCAUGCAGUUUUCUCCGGUCUCUCGUCGUGUCGGGACGUUGUGUCAGCCUUCAUUGCUCGGAUUGAGGCCUACAACAACUUGACCAAUGCCGUCAUUACAUUGAAUCCUAAAGCCCUGGAAGUUGCGGAUUCCCUGGACGAAGCGCUUGCUGCUGGAAAUGCUACAGGUCCUCUAUUCGGCGUGCCGAUCCUACUGAAGGAUAAUUACGAUACUAUUGACAUGCCGACGACUGGAGGAAACCUCGCAUUGGCUGGAUCUCAGCCAACUGAGGACACGCCGACGGUGGCUGCAUUCAAGAAAGCCGGAGCCAUCAUUCUCGGAAAGGCUAACUUGCAUGAGAUGGCAUUGGAAGGAAUCAGCGUUUCGAGCCUCGGUGGCCAAACGAUCAAUCCAUAUGAUUUUACUCGCACGCCGGGAGGUAGCUCUGGAGGUACCGGUGCCGCAGUUGCUUCAUCGUUCUCCGUCUUCGGCACUGGCACGGAUACCGUCAACUCUCUACGAAGUCCUGCCUCAGCCAAUUCACUGUUUAGCAUUCGACCAACCAGGGGCUUGAUUACACGUGCUGGUAUCAUUCCCAUCUCGAUCACCCACGAUGUCAUUGGACCUAUCGCGCGGUCUAUCAAGGACGUUGCGGUCGCGCUCACUGUCAUGGCCUCCACUGGUUACGAUCCCGCCGAUAACUAUACUGCGCUUGUUCCUUCGCAUAUCAAAGACACGGACUACUCUGCGUCUCUCUCAUCUGGUACUUUGAAAGGCCUUCGACUAGGCGUUUUGAAUGGUUUCUUCAACCGCACUGAUGUACCUGAAGUUACCCCUGUCAACGAUGUCAUGGAUUCUCUCAUGGACAAAUUCUCAUCUGCUGGUGCAACUCUCGUCCCUAUCAACGAGACAAUCUACGACGCGAACAAGAUCCUGGCCACCCUCGACGUCCAACGCUUCGAGUACCGCGAACUUGUAGACGAAUACCUGCAACGUCCAUCCCUCGGAGGAUCGCACCCAUCCACACUCACAGAGCUCUACUCCAACAAGGCCACAAACUCCUCCUCCGGAGAAUUCCUCGUCAUACCCUCACAAUACGAAUACGUAAACACCGCCCUCAUCUCCUCCACCUCCAACGCCACCUACGCAGCCCGUCAAGCUGGAAUCCGCAACCUCACCCUCGCCCUCCUGAAUACCUUCGCCGCAAACAACCUCGACGCCAUCAUCUACCCGGAGCAAAAGAACCUCGUCGUCAAGAUCGGAUCGCCCUCGCAGGCCGGCCGCAACGGCAUCCUAGCUGCGUUAACGGGAACUCCCGUAGUGACCGUGCCCGCCGGGUUCUCGGCAGCGAGCGACGACGCGCCGAUUGGCGUACCGAUUGGCAUGGAGAUCUUGGGGCGUCCGUGGGAGGACGAGAAGUUGUUGAAGAUUGGGUAUGCGGUUGAGAAGUUGACGCAUGUUAGGAAGUCGCCAAAGUGGGCGGUCCAACAGGCGGAGGUGAAGAAUUAUACAGAGGUGCCGAAGAUUACGCCGGACGCGAAGAAUGUUAAUACUACUGCGUAUCCAAUGGGAACGUUGUGAUUAUGAUAGACAUAGUAGACAAUUUAUGAAUCAAU
Aaosphaeria arxii CBS 175.79 is the source of this 1739-nucleotide messenger RNA. Its product is annotated as amidase signature enzyme. NCBI's taxonomy places the organism in Eukaryota, Fungi, Ascomycota, Dothideomycetes, Pleosporales. The transcript has 2 exons. The record is from RefSeq and is a predicted model, not a curated record. The coding region runs from base 103 to 1704 and encodes 533 amino acids.